AUGGUUCAAGACGAAAAUAAACGUCAAGUGCCUUCUGAAUUUAAAAGAGACAUAUCCAUUUUAACUAUAGUAGAAGUAGAAGAAUGUAGAAAUUCGAUAUCAGAAAAAACCUUUACAGAGGCGAUAUCUACGGAUGAUGUUAAAAAUAACAUCCCGAAUUAUAAAAUGAGUAAAACUAAAGUUUUACUAGUCUUUAUUAGUCUUUCAUUUUCUAUAUUUUUAGUAUUUUUAGAUCAAACUAUAGUUACCACAACUUUACCAGCCAUAGCGAUAGAAUUUGAAUCUCUUGAUGAAGUCUCAUGGAUUGGAACUGCCUAUUUACUUACUACGGCCGCUUUUCAGCCAGUAUAUGGCAAGCUUUCAGAUAUAUUUGGUCGAAAACCUAUAUUUCUUAUGGCAAUAUUUUUAUUAGAACUUGGUACUCUUUUAUGCGGCCUAUCCACUAAUAUGUGCAUGCUAAUAAUAUCGCGUGCUGUUGCAGGUCUAGGGCUUGUAAUGAUUAUUAUUACGGAAAUAGUUCCAAUGCAGGAAUGUGGAAAAUAUCAAGGAAUGAUUGGUAGCAUUUUUGGUAUAGCGUCUGUUGUAGGUCCAUUAUUAGGUGGUGCUUUUACAGAUAAAGUCUCCUGGAGAUGGGCAUUCCUUAUAAAUCUUCCUUUAGGUGUUAUUACUUUUAUCUCUAUUGUCUUUCUAUUACACCUUCCAAAAUCUUCCAACUCUUUUUGGGAAAAACUUAUGCUCAUUGAUUGGUGGGGCACUUUCACUUUAGUUGUUUCAACUAUUCUUUUAUUACUAUCACUUAAUUGGGCUGGUUCAAAAUAUCAAUGGAACAGUCCUAUUAUUAUAGUUUUAUUGUGUUUUGGUUGCAUUGGAUAUGUCUUAUUCGUUUUUAUUGAAGGAAAGAUUGCUAAAGAUCCUAUUGCACCUGGUCGUUUGUUCAAAAAUCUUAAAAUAGUUGCCUGCUUCAGCAUAAAUCUCUUUCAUGGAAUGGCAUUUAUUGCUUUAUUGUAUUUUGUACCAUUUUAUUUUCAAGUUGUAAAAUCUGAAUCAGCGACGACUUCAGGUUUAGAACUUCUUCCUUAUGUAUUAGGUUUAGUCUUUGCUCCUAUGUUUGUUGGCCAACUAGUUUCAAGAACUACUUAUUUUUCUUAUGGUUUUAUUUGUGCCUUUGGAAGCAUUUUAAUGGCCAUAGGGACUGGAUUAAUUAGCACGUUUUCUGAAUAUACUAAUAAAAGUCUAAUAAUUUGUUACUUAUUCAUUGCUGGUAUUGGUGCUGGCUUAAUCACCGAAACUACAGUAUUCGCUGGACAAGAAAUAGUGGAACAUAAAGACGUUGCUAGCGUUAUUUCAUUAUUAGCAUUUUUCAGAACAAUCGGUGCAGUGUUUGGUGUAGCUAUCUUAGGAACUGUCUUUAACAAUGUAUUCUAUUCAAAUUUACCAUCUCAAUUUCAAGCUUUGGAUACUGCAAUUAAAUUUAUAGUUGGCAUGUCUAUAUUGAGUUUUAUCUUUUCUUUACCUAUCGGAAAUGUUAAACCACACAGAGAUGAUCAUGUAAAAAUUAUAAAUUCAUCAUCUCUGGAAUAG
Messenger RNA from Dentiscutata heterogama, 1581 nucleotides. The record is from the annotation of a GenBank genome assembly. Lineage: Eukaryota; Fungi; Glomeromycota; Glomeromycetes; Diversisporales; Gigasporaceae.